AUGUAUUCGUCAAUAGUUGGACGAUAUUCAACAAAACUGUUCGUUUUCUUCAAUUGUCUUUUUAUUACAAUUGGCAGCAUUGUGGUUGCAUUCGGCAUGAAACUACCAACCAAUCUAUUUGGAUAUAAGAGGAUUUUACAAGCAACUACACCACCCAUCUUCCUAACUGCUACUUUCUCAGGAAGUCUUGGUAUAUUAGCUGCUUGCAUCGGAAUAUUAGCAAUAUUGAGUGAAAGAAACAUGAUCAUGUAUCUGCAUCUAUGUACUUUGACCAUUGUAAUAAUUAUGGAAAUAGGCAUAGCAUCGACAUCCUGUUUAAUGAACGAUCAAUUCUUCACUGAAGCUCAUAGUUCGUUAAAUACGAAUGUUAAACAAUAUUGGACAAAUCUUCGUUAUCAAAUAGAAUUUGAUGAUUUACAAACAACAUUCCGUUGUUGUGGGGCUGAUUCAUCCAACGAUUAUCCACAUUUUAAACAACUUCUACCGACUUCAUGUUUGUCUGGAAUAAAGCCAUAUUCACUGGGAUGCAUUGAUGCAUUGAAUGAAUUUGUACAAUAUUACAAAAAUAUUCUGAUCUAUUUAUGCUUCAGUUUUGGAAUAAUUCAUGGUAUCUACUUGAUUCUCUCAUUUGGGAUGGUUUGUAAAUGUAAACAUGGAAAAAUUCGAUCGACACAAACCGCUUGUUGAAAUAAAACGAAGACUACUGAUGAGGAUUGAAUCUCGGCCGAAAUUUCGCACGAAUAACAUUUAAUUAUUGUUGAUAAAACACUAUUACACUUUUAGGUAACACUUGUUUCAUCAAUUUGUAAUUUAUACAUUUUAUUUAUGUAAUAAAUCGCACUAAGAUUACAGAGCUACUUGGUGAAAUUUAAAAACCAUUGUCUAACACUUUGUUUGCAAAAACGUUGAUUAGUUGUUUCAGACUUUAUUGUUCCUGUAUUACCAUACCAUUUACUUUCUUUUCCCGUUCUUGCCUUCUUGAUCUUCUCAAUCUUCUGUUGCCAGACAUUCUCUUUCUGACUCGCGUUAUAUACUACUUAUGUCGUUAUAAGUAGCACACUCCAUAAGACUCGUAUAAUUUGUAGCAUCUUCACCUAUUUAAGCCAGAAAUAUAUUUCACUCUAAUGAUAGAACUACAUUCAUAGGAUGGAUUCACUGAUAACAUUUAAUAGUUUUGUUAGUGAAUAUCAUAAUAUAUGCGGCCUGCUUGAGUAUCUGGGUUACCUGUUCCUGCUAUUUAGAUAUUUCAACAAGUUAUCUAUUUUUGUGUUUUAAAAUAUCAUUAUAUCUGGUAAUCAGUUGAGCUAUUCAGGUGCUUUUAUGAAAAGUUUACAAUCUUUCCCUGUAAAAGUUACAAAAGUGCCUAGUCAGAGACAUCGGGGUUGUUAAGAAUAUGCAGUGAAAAGUAUGUACAUUAUUCAGAUGUCGAUUCCUAAAAUGCUAACCUCUAACUGGCGACCACUCAAUAUGUUAUUGUCCGAAUCGACCAAGAGUUAAGAAAAGUGACAAAGCUUACGUUCUACCAAGAAUAUAAUAUUGAAUUAAGC
Molecule: messenger RNA, 1547 nt
Organism: Schistosoma bovis
Lineage: Eukaryota; Metazoa; Platyhelminthes; Trematoda; Strigeidida; Schistosomatidae
Source: the annotation of a GenBank genome assembly